Molecule: messenger RNA, 2044 nt
Organism: Colius striatus (speckled mousebird)
Lineage: Eukaryota; Metazoa; Chordata; Aves; Coliiformes; Coliidae
Gene: RARS1
Product: arginyl-tRNA synthetase 1
Exons: 15
Coding region: 20-2005 (661 amino acids)
Biological process (GO): arginyl-tRNA aminoacylation
Cellular component (GO): cytoplasm
Molecular function (GO): arginine-tRNA ligase activity; ATP binding
Source: RefSeq, a predicted model, not a curated record
CGCUUCCGGCCGCUCGAGGAUGGAGGCGCGCGUGGCGCAGUGGGAAGCGCGGCUGGCGCGGCAGGAGAACGAGAUCAAGUUGUUGAGUGCUGAAGUUGAGCGUCUGAAGAACUUUGGCUGCUUGGGAGCCUCCCUGAGCCUGGAGGGGCUGCGGGACGAGAACGCCAAACUCAAGUAUCGCUUAAACUUCCUUCGAAAGAGCCUUCAAGACGAAAGAAGUAAAACGGCAAAAAGCAUGAUUAAUAUCAACAGCUGUCUUCAGGAGAUCUUUGGAGCUGCCAUUCAGGCUGCCUACCCAGAGUUAGCAAACCCUCCACUGGUGGUGACUCCAAGUCAACAGCCCAAGUUUGGGGAUUACCAGUGUAACAGCGCCAUGGGCAUAACACAGAUACUGCUCAAAACCAAGGAGCAGAAAGUGAGCCCAAGAGAAAUUGCUGAGCAAAUAGUCAAAAAUAUUCCUGCCAACGAAUGCAUUGAGAAGGUUGAAAUUGCUGGUCCUGGUUUUAUCAAUGUCCACUUGAGAAAGGAUUUUGUUUCGAAGCAGCUGAGCAGUUUAUUGGUGAAUGGAGUUCAACCCCCAGCUAUUGGCAGAAGGAAGAAGGUGGUGGUGGAUUUUUCUGCCCCUAACAUUGCAAAGGAGAUGCAUGUUGGCCACCUGCGUUCUACCAUCAUUGGAGAAAGCAUGAGCCGGCUCUUCGAGUUUGCAGGUCAUGAUGUUCUGAGGUUAAACCAUUUAGGAGAUUGGGGCACCCAGUUUGGAAUGCUCAUUGCUCACCUCCAAGACAAAUUCCCAGAUUACUUAACUGUUUCUCCUCCCAUUGGGGAUCUCCAGGCUUUUUACAAGGAAUCCAAGAAGAGAUUUGACACAGAGGAGGAGUUUAAGAAACGUGCCUACCAAUGUGUGGUGCUGCUGCAGAGCAAGAACCCCGACUUCAUUAAAGCCUGGCAGCUCAUCUGUGACGUGUCACGGAAAGAGUUCCAGAAAAUCUACAAGUGCUUGGACAUCACACUGAUAGAGAGAGGAGAAUCGUUCUACCACGACAUGAUGAAAGACAUCGUGAAAGAAUUUGAAGAUAAAGGCUUUGUCCAGGUUGAUAAUGGCCGGAAGAUCGUGUUUGUCCCGGGUUUCUCUGUGCCCUUGACCAUCGUGAAGUCAGAUGGAGGUUACACCUACGACACCUCGGACUUGGCUACCCUGAAGCACCGGCUGUACGAAGAGAAGGCUGACGUCAUCAUUUAUGUUGUGGAUAGUGGCCAGUCGAUGCAUUUACAAACAGUGUAUGCAGCUGGACAGAUGAUUGGCUGGUACGAUCCCAAAGUAACCAGAGUGGUCCAUGCUCCCUUUGGAGUGGUGCUGGGAGAAGACAAGAAGAAAUUCAAAACUCGUUCUGGGGACACAGUGCGUCUCAUGGAUCUGCUGGAGGAAGGGCUGAGACGGGCCAUGGACAAGCUGAAGGACAAGGAACGGGACAAGGUCCUCACAGCAGAAGAGCUGCAAGCUGCCCAGACAUCAGUGGCUUUUGGGUGUAUCAAAUACGCAGACCUGUCCCACAACAGGCUCAACGAUUACGUCUUCUCCUUCGACAAGAUGCUGGAUGACCGCGGGAACACGGCUGCCUACCUGCUCUACGCCUUUACCCGCAUCAGGGCUAUUGCUCGCCUAGCCAACAUUGACGAGCAGAUGCUGCGGAAGGCAGCCAGGGAGGAGGUGCUCAUCCUGGACCAUGAGAAGGAGUGGAAGCUGGGCAAGUGCAUCCUGAGGUUCCCUGAGAUCUUGCAGAAGAUCCUGGAGGACUUGUUGUUGCACACGCUCUGUGACUACCUUUAUGAGCUGGCCACCACCUUCACUGAGUUCUAUGACAACUGCUACUGCGUUGAGAAGGACAGGCAGAGUGGUCAGGUCGCAAAGGUGAACAUGUGGAGGCUGCUGCUGUGUGAAGCCACUGCCAUGGUCAUGGCCAAAGGAUUCGACAUCCUGGGGAUUAAGCCUGUGCAGAGGAUGUAGCUGUGCCCUGGGGGGUGACAAUAAAGGGACUAAACAACU